This is a messenger RNA of Mytilus trossulus (common blue mussel), 2066 nucleotides long. RefSeq names its product proline-rich transmembrane protein 1-like. The coding region runs from base 48 to 548 and encodes 166 amino acids. Gene Ontology annotation, cellular component: membrane. The record is from RefSeq and is a predicted model, not a curated record. Lineage: Eukaryota; Metazoa; Mollusca; Bivalvia; Mytilida; Mytilidae. The transcript has 4 exons.
UGGUGAUUGGUUAUAUUAAUUUAAGAGUUGUCUUUCUUUACUUACUUAUGUCAACAAGCCAAGCAAGAACUAUGUCGCAUGAAAAAAGAGGUUAUCCUGACCAGGAAUACCCCCCUCAAGAAGCCCCUCCAGCCUAUAAUCAGACCACCCCUCAGUACAGUUGGCAUGGACAGAGCUAUGCACCACAACAACCACAGGAUCACCCAGGCUUUCCUCCUGCACCAGGGACAGGCUAUCAGGCACAAUACAAUGUGGUGGCACCAGGAAUGGUUACUAUGGCUGAACCUCCACCCCCAGAUUACAUGACAAGGGCCAUAAUGGUGACAGUGUGUUGUUUCUGGCCUAUUGGUAUUUUUGCUAUUAUGAAAGCCAGUGAGAGUAAGUCAUCAUAUGCUAGGGGUGAUCUUGCUGGUGCCAAAGAAAACUCCAGAUCAGCAAAACAGUUAUCCAACAUUGGUAUUGCUGCAGGGGUUGUCUCCGUGGUUAUCCUAGUCAUAAUCAUGGGGGUGUACUUUGGACUUAUUUUUAGCUCUUCACGGUUUGGUUAAACUGUUGAAGAAAUUGGCAAGAAGAAAUGGAUGAUACCUGAAUUUUAUAGUUAACCCUUGUGAAGUGUUAUUUAUAUAAUAUAUUUAGAUGGACUUAUGUUAAUUAUAUUGAUUAAGAACUAUCAUAAUCAAAGAUAUUUUUAAUCUUUUAAAGUCAUGUGACAGCAUCUACAAGAUAUUAAUGCAUGAAAGGAUUGCAUCAUGCAUGGUACUGAUACAUAAAAAAAAUGGUUGUGACACUAUGCCUUAAUAAAUUUUGUCAAACAAAGUUUAUUUAAUAAACAUAUCAAAUUAUGUUUUGAAAUAACAGUGAAUAUGCAACACAGUUUUGACAAGGGAAGUAAAGCUUUUACUUGACAUGUUCUUUAUUUUUUUUAACCUGCAAACUUUUUUUUGUAAAAGAUAAUAUUUUUAUGGAUAUGAUAAAUCGAUUGAAAAAAGUGUUUUAUGUUUUCCUUAUAAAUGGAUCAUACUACAGUUUUAAUUGAUGAAAACCUUUUUAAAGAUGCUUUUCUACUUAAUAAGACAAUGCAAUAAGAGGCAACAUAUUUUUUUUAGAUUAAAGAAAUCUAUUUUAUACCAGAUGCAUUUUUGUAAGGUAAACAAAGUAAUUUGCAAAUAUACGAAAAAAGAAGAAUUAAUUAUUGGAUUGGCAAUGACAUCAAUUAGAUUUAAGAGGCUUUUAGUAGAAAUAAAUCUAUAGGGGUUUUUGUUGCUAUAAAGUUAUUUGUCUGUAAAUAUGUAGAACUUAAAGUGGUGAUUGGGACACUGAAGUUCAAUGUUCAUGCUGAAGCUUUAUUGUCCGUGCCAAAGUGGGAUGGUCCUUUUUCUCUGUUUGAAGAAAAAAAAUGUUUAGAGUCCUACACAUAUUUUCUUUAUUAGACCAAGAUUUGUUUUAUUUAUAAAAAUGCAGCAAUACAAAAAUUUUCCUCAGUUUACAUGUCAUACAGUUCUUUUGACAGUUUGAUUCUUAAAUAAGCAUACGCUAGAUGAUAUACUUAUACAACUGGAAACUUAUAACACAGAAACAAACUAGAAGGAUGAAUAUUCAUUAUAACAAGUUGGUAAUAAUUAACAUUUUUUAUGUUACAAAACAUGUUACAAUCUGGAUAAAAGAUUUACUAUAACUAUUCCAUUUAAUGAUUUACAUGUACUCAUUUUACUUAUUAUGUAUUCAGGGAUUAAAUAACCCAUAGAGUUUAAUUUCAACUAACAGGAGGCAUUCAACUUUUGGCUUAAAUGAAAUAUAUGUUUUGAUGAAAUUAGUUUUUUAAUGCAUUAUACGCUGGUCUAAAUUCCCAACAUUUACCAUUUUAAUUUAUGAUGCUUUUACUUUGAGGUUGUUAAAUAUUUUAUAUUAUCACUUUUUUAUAUAUAACUUUUAUUUUGACUUAUUACAAAAUUACCUGAUGUUACAUUCCCAUAUUUUGUAUUUUUUUUUAUUAUGAAAUCAUACAUAACAAUUCUGAAUUUAUUGUUUUCCAAUAGCAGAGAUGACCAAACUAUGAAAAUGGAAAA